AAAAAGACUUGCCGGAGCACUGGCUUUCUGCUGGAGCACUCACUGCGUGCUGGAGAGGACCUCUCAGCUGAUGAGCUUUUAGAUCGUGAGCUUUUUUUCCUCCUAGUACAGUGCGAUAUUAUAAACGAGGUGUGUGAGAGGAGGGUGUAGUAUUGGGGAAAGCACAGAUUACUGGGUCAGGAGUGUUUUACUGGGACUUAUAUGAAUACCGGUAAGCAACAGAAGCCAGUGCUUACAGGCCAGCGGUUUAAGACCAGGAAAAGGGAUGAAAAGGAGAAGUUUGAGCCUACGGUUUUCCGAGACACUAUUGUUCAAGGCCUCAACGAAGCAGGUGGUGAUCUUGAUGCUGUAGCCAAGUUUCUGGAUGUCACUGGGUCGAGACUAGACUACCGCCGCUAUGCCGACACCCUGUUUGACGUCCUCAUGGCUGGGAGCAUGCUUGCUCCCGGGGGAACACGUAUUGACGAUGGGGACAAGACCAAGGUGACAGAGCACUGCAUGUUCAGGACGGAGGAAAACCACACUGCUGUCCGCAGCUAUGCUCAGGUGAACAGCCCACUUCAGCCCAUCGUGGUGUAUGUGAAAGAGGAGAUGAAGAAAAAUGAUCUUCAGGAGCAGGCUGUGAUUGGCUUACUGUGGACCUGCCUCAUGAAUGCAGUUGAAUGGAAUAAGAAAGAGGAGCUGGUCACCGAACAGGCCCUCAAACACCUGAAGCACUAUGCACCUCUCCUGGCUGUGUUCAGUACUCAGGGCCAAUCAGAGCUGGUCUUACUGCUCAAGAUUCAGGAGUAUUGCUACGACAACAUCCACUUCAUGAAAUCCUUCUCCAAAAUAGUGGUGCUCUUCUACAAAGCUGAUGUCCUUAGUGAGGAAGCCAUUUUGAAAUGGUACAAAGACGCCCAUGCUGCCAAAGGGAAAAGUGUAUUUCUGGAGCAAAUGAAGAAAUUUGUGGAGUGGCUUCAGAAUGCGGAGGAAGAGUCCGAGUCAGAGGGGGAAGACAACUAAUCAUUUUGAGGAUCCUGAAGAUUUUCUGGGUUUUACACUGCCAGCUCUCUGUGACCAGCUUUUUAGUGCAUAUUUAGGCUCUUUGUCAUUACAUUUGUGUCCAGAGGGACGAGUCGCAUACACUGAGGCCCAAUCCAGGGAAAACCUUCUGAGCUCUAUAUUAAGAGUGGAGGAAGCUGCAUAUAGACAGCCUUUAAUAACAAACACUUUAACAUGGAUUUUAUAUGAAUGCCGUUCAGGUACUGCGUUUCCUGCAACUGAUUUUCAUUUGAACAAACACGUGUACAUGUCGUAUGGGACUGCUUUGAAUCUUUUUAUGAAUAAAAGCUGUUUUAUAUGUACUCUA
Sinocyclocheilus grahami is the source of this 1351-nucleotide messenger RNA. RefSeq names its product basic leucine zipper and W2 domain-containing protein 2. NCBI's taxonomy places the organism in Eukaryota, Metazoa, Chordata, Actinopteri, Cypriniformes, Cyprinidae. The coding region runs from base 202 to 1005 and encodes 267 amino acids. The transcript has 8 exons. The record is from RefSeq and is a predicted model, not a curated record. Gene Ontology annotation, molecular function: protein binding. Gene Ontology annotation, cellular component: cytoplasm; membrane.